AUGCUCGGCCACCCACGCUUGACCACCCACGCCCAUGCUCGACCACCCACGCCCACCCUCGACCACCCACGCCCACGCUCGACCACCCACGCCCACGCUCGACCACCCACGCUCGACCACCCACGUCCACCCUCGACCACCCACGCCCACGCUCGACCACCCACGCUCGACCACCCACGCCCACGCUCGACCACCCACGCUCGACCACCCACGCCCACCCUCGACCACCCACGCCCAUCCUCGACCACCCACGCCCACGCUCGACCACCCACGCCCACCCUCGACCACCCACGCCCACCCUCGACCUCUGGCAUUUAUGCAUCAUUUUCUGCAUCCCGGAGACUGACGUCAAGACUUGUCAAGUUGUCUUAUGUAGGAGUGAGUAGACAGCCUCAGGAGGCCAGGAACAUCACGAGGCCAGGAACAUCAGGCGGCCAGGAACAUCAGGAGGCCAGGAACAUCAGGAGGCCAGGAACAUCAGGCGGCCAGGGACAUCAGGCGGCCAGGGACAUCAGGCGGCCAGGAACAUCAGGCGGCCAGGGACAUCAGGCGGCCAGGAACAUCACGAGGCCAGGAACAUCACGAGGCCAGGAACAUCACGAGGCCAGGAACAUCAGGAGGCCAGGAACAUCAGGAGGCCAGGAACAUCAGGAGGCCAGGAACAUCAGGAGGCCAGGAACAUCAGGAGGCCAGGAACAUCAGGAGGCCAGGAACAUCAGGAGGCCAGGAACAUCAGGAGGCCAGGAACAUCAGGCGGCCAGGAACAUCAGGCGGCCAGGAACAUCAGGCGGCCAGGAACAUCAGGAGGCCAGGAACAUCACGAGGCCAGGAACAUCACGAGGCCAGGAACAUCAGGAGGCCAGGAACAUCAGGAGGCCAGGAACAUCAGGCGGCCAGGAACAUCACGAGGCCAGGAACAUCACGAGGCCAGGAACAUCACGAGGCCAGGAACAUCACGAGGCCAGGAACAUCACGAGGCCAGGAACAUCACGAGGCCAGGAACAUCAGGAGGCCAGGAACAUCAGGAGGCCAGGAACAUCACGAGGCCAGGAACAUCACGAGGCCAGGAACAUCACGAGGCCAGGAACAUCACGAGGCCAGGAACAUCAGGAGGCCAGGAACAUCAGGAGGCCAGGAACAUCAGGAGGCCAGGAACAUCACGAGGCCAGGAACAUCACGAGGCCAGGAACAUCAGGAGGCCAGGAACAUCAGGAGGCCAGGAACAUCAGGAGGCCAGGAACAUCACGAGGCCAGGAACAUCAGGAGGCCAGGAACAUCACGAGGCCAGGAACAUCUGGAGGCCAGGAACAUCUGGAGGCCAGGAACAUCACGAGGCCAGGAACAUCAGGAGGUCAGGAACAUCAGGAGGCCAGGAACAUCAGGAGGCCAGGAACAUCACGAGGCCAGGAACAUCACGAGGCCAGGAACCAGGAACAUCACGAGGCCAGGAACAUCAGGAGGCCAGGAACAUCAGGAGGCCAGGAACAUCAGGAGGUCAGGAACAUCAGGAGGCCAGGAACAUCAGGCGGCGAGGAACAUCACGAGGCCAGGAACAUCACGAGGCCAGGAACAUCAGGAAGCUAA
Procambarus clarkii (red swamp crayfish) is the source of this 1584-nucleotide messenger RNA. Lineage: Eukaryota; Metazoa; Arthropoda; Malacostraca; Decapoda; Cambaridae. The record is from RefSeq and is a predicted model, not a curated record.